AUGGAAGCCUUAAAGUCUGAGAAUAAAAAGAGGGUGCUGCCCACAUGGAUGACAGCCCAGGUGGCUGAAAAGAGAGCCCCGCAGGUGAAGACCCCCAAGAGGACACCAGCCGCGGUGCCAGCGGCUGCAGCCAGAUUUCCUGCCAUGAGGACUGUGUACUGCAUGAAUGAAGCCGAAGUCGUCGACGUUGCUCUGGGGAUCCUCAUUGAGGAGGACCGAAAACAGGAAAAGCCGUUGGAGCCGCCACCUCUGGCAGGCGCUGAUAAGCCAGAGCGCUCCCCGGCCAGCCCAGCGCCACCGUCCCCAAGUCCCCACUGGAGCCGAAGCGAGGACAGUGAGGAAGAGGAUCGUGGGGCAGACGGCCCUGCCCCGGGGCCCACGGGUUCUGACGCGGCCUGCAGCAGAAGCCUCGAGGAAGACCAGGACGAGCUAAAAUACGUCAGGGAGAUCUUUUUCAGCUAAGGGACACACCUCCAGGACUUGCUGUUCAGAGCGGCUGAAGGGAGCUGGGCUUCCCUCUCAGCCUGAGUGCUGCCCUCAGACUGUGGCAGCUUCUGCCCCCAGCGUCAAGCCUCCCUGGGCUGGGUGGGUUCACCGGGGGACGUGAGGAAUCAAAAUGAGCUCCCCGCCAAAUUCCUGCUCUCUGCUCUCCCUUCUCAGGGGCCUGGGAGCUCGACAUUGUCCUAUUCAGGUACCUGGUUCCAGGGAAAUGAGAUCAUGGGGGUCAAACUGACUGGAACUGGAGAGUCAACUUAAUAAUUUUCCAGGAAAAACAAGUAUGGCUCCUAAGUACACUGCAAUUCCUAGGUUUGGCCACCUUAAGGAAGAAGCCUGUUUUUAAAAUCACUUCCAUCACGUGUCCGUCCAACCCUGAACUAGACACCUUCCCCCAGGGCUGGGCUCCCCCCUGCGAGCCUGCCUGUGGUUCCAUGUACAGAUUGGGAGGCCUCCCGACCAACCGACAGCCCUCCUCCCCUGGCCUGCCACCUUCUGCCACCUUUCUAGGCCUUGGCCUUGGUCCCCGGGCAGUUAGAAAGUAAGAAUGGGAUAGGAGCCCCAAAGAGACACAAAGGACAAGACCUCACACUGGAGUCCGUGUUUCUGCCUCUAUUCAGUGUGGCUUUGCACGGGCAUGGGAUGAGGCGAUCACGUGCUGUACAGAUUGUCAGUGUAACGGAUGCUGAAGAAUACACAAAGUGCCCCCGUG
Molecule: messenger RNA, 1207 nt
Organism: Bubalus bubalis (water buffalo)
Lineage: Eukaryota; Metazoa; Chordata; Mammalia; Artiodactyla; Bovidae
Gene: CYREN
Product: cell cycle regulator of NHEJ
Exons: 3
Coding region: 1-462 (153 amino acids)
Biological process (GO): negative regulation of double-strand break repair via nonhomologous end joining; double-strand break repair via nonhomologous end joining
Cellular component (GO): cytoplasm; nucleus
Source: RefSeq, a predicted model, not a curated record